UUCUUGAAGCAGUAGUAGCUUCUUGUCCCAAAAUUGGGCAUGAGAUAAGUAAUAAAAGAAAUAGAAAUGCCAAAAUUUUUGAUGUCAUCGUAGAAUCUGUGUGGCUAAACGUUGCCGAAUACAACACGGGACGAAUUCCCGAGAUGACAAAAUUC
This is a messenger RNA of Racocetra fulgida, 155 nucleotides long. Lineage: Eukaryota; Fungi; Glomeromycota; Glomeromycetes; Diversisporales; Gigasporaceae. The record is from the annotation of a GenBank genome assembly.